AUGUUUUGUGAUUGUUCACCCCGUUGCGUGUCGAAAAUGGAUGAUCCAUUAGUGGAAAUAGUCACGGUGAUAGAAAGAACAAUUCUUUUAUGCAAAGACGUCAUCAGGCAGGAAAGAUACAUGGUGCAUUACACCCACCUAGUAGUCAAGGGUAUGUCGCUAGAGCGAUUUAUAAAAUUGAAGUGUCGGUGGUUGCAAGCCAAAAUAACCAGAACUUCAUGUACGAUUGAUUUGUACAAAGAUAUCAAGUACUUAGAGGAGUGUAAGGCAGCGCAAGCUGUGAUGAAUAAUUUCCUCGAAGACGUAUGCUUUGAGUAUUUUGUGUUGAGAAAAAAAUACGCUAAAGCUGUGGACAAACUUCUUUCGCUGGGAGAUCAAAUUUUUGAAAUUUAUGAUGAAGAUGCUGACCGGCGGAAUCUUAUAAUUUUUCAGAAAAGGUAUUCUGAAUUGAAAGGAAAAAUAUAA
Molecule: messenger RNA, 465 nt
Organism: Cotesia congregata
Lineage: Eukaryota; Metazoa; Arthropoda; Insecta; Hymenoptera; Braconidae
Source: the annotation of a GenBank genome assembly